Molecule: messenger RNA, 669 nt
Organism: Adineta ricciae
Lineage: Eukaryota; Metazoa; Rotifera; Eurotatoria; Adinetida; Adinetidae
Source: the annotation of a GenBank genome assembly
AUGGAUCAACAUCAUGAUAGUUUGCGACAUAAACUCGUGGAACUUACAGAUUUUGAAUAUACACUCAUUUUGAUGACACGAACAAUGCGUCUUGAUGAAAUAAUGUGUUUAAUAAAAUUGCAUAUGUUUUUACCAAUGAAACUUCCCAACAAACCCCAUCAUAUUAUGAAUAUCGUAAAUAUGCAUUUUCAAAAAUCGUAUCCAAUCCACACAAUACAAACAAUGCUUGAAUUCAUAACAACAGAACCUAUGUUCGAUGAGAUGUUUAAAGAUAUUCCAAUUGAACAAAUGAUUAGAAAAUAUCAAAAAACAUUUGUCACGGAAUCUGUUGGUGUUUACGAAUUGUAUUUAAAACCAUAUACAACUAAUUGUAUUCAAUGUGCAACACCUUUGAACUUGUUAUUUUCUCGUCGUCCAAAAACAACUCGAUCUUUACUGGGCUUCACGACUACGCAGAUUCACCGCAAGUUAAUCAUCGCUAACGGACCUGAUGCUGUAUCAUUCAACACAGUUGCUUACUGGAUUCGUCGAUUUGCAAGAGGACGAGACUCGUUUGAAGCCGACCCUCCGAGCGGUCGUUCUGUAACCGUCGUUACCUCGAAGAAUAUUCGUGCUGUUAAACUUCUAGUCACCGACGAUCCGCACGUUACUACUGAUUACAUCGCAUGA